This is a messenger RNA of Fusarium venenatum, 1200 nucleotides long. RefSeq names its product FAD dependent oxidoreductase. Gene Ontology annotation, molecular function: oxidoreductase activity. Gene Ontology annotation, cellular component: cytoplasm. Lineage: Eukaryota; Fungi; Ascomycota; Sordariomycetes; Hypocreales; Nectriaceae. The record is from RefSeq and is a predicted model, not a curated record.
AUGUCAACCACGGAAUCGGUCAUCAUCGUUGGGGGUGGUAUCGUCGGUUCUUCUCUUGCCUACUUCCUCUCUAAAUCCCGUAUUCAUCGGUCCAUCACCAUAAUUGAUCGGUCUUUCACUUCUCUACUCGGUUCCAGCGGAAUCGCUCCCGGUUUCAUAGGGCAGUUCAACGAGUCCGAAGUUCUCACCAAACUGGCCAUCGACACCGUGUCAGAAUAUGUCAAAGUUCCAGGAGGCUUCGAUCGUGUCGGGGGGUUGGAGAUAGCCUUCAAAGAUGAAGGUAUCAACCGAUUAAAGACAAGAUGCAAAGAAGCAGAGAAGCUAGGACUGCCCGCGGCUAUGUUGUCUAUGGAAGAAGCUCGCAAACUAGCGCCUGAUCUGGUGAAAGAAUCAGCUGCUGGAUCAGCCUUGUUCUUUUCUUCAGAUGGGACUGCCAAUGCCGUCAAAAUUACAACCUGGUAUCAGGAUGAAGCAAGGAAAAAUGGAGUCAACUUUGUUGAAGCUGAUGUGCAAAAACUCUCUAUUUCGGAUGGUCGUAUCACAGGGGUCUUCAUCAAGGAGAACGACACUACCAAACAACUCAACGCGAACAAAGUGAUCCUUACUACAGGCAUCUGGGCACAAGGCCUGACAUCCAACCUCGAGUUCCCAGUUCCUGUCAUUCCAGUUGGUCAUCCUUAUAUGCAUGGCCAAACCCGUGAUCCUCAACCCCACAAACUACCAUUCGUCAGAUGGCCGGAGCAUCAUGUAUAUUGUCGGGAUCAUGGCAAGAAUUUCGGUAUUGGAAGCUACGACCAUGCACCUAUCGGCCAAAAGCCACGAGAGUCUGCAACGGGAUCAUGGGUUGAUUGGUUCGAGCAACCACUGAAGUUUGCAACAGAUCUACUACCCCCCGCUGCAGCCGAUGUGUUCAAAGACAGCAGAAAGUUUAAUGGCAUUUUCUCCAUGACCCCCGAUAAUAUGCCACUGGCUGGCAAGGUCAAAUCCAUUGACGGACUUUAUAUGAGCGUUGCAGUAUGGGUCACCCAUGGAGCUGGAACCUCAAAGUUCUUGGUUGAUAUCAUUGAUGGAAAGGAAGUGGACAACAAGACAAUCGAGGCACUUGAUCCCGAGAGAUUCAGAGGACAGGACUUUUCUGAGUUGGAACAAAAGUCUCUACAGGGAUACAACUCGAUCUACAAGACUGUACAGUCCAGUUAG